Molecule: messenger RNA, 1962 nt
Organism: Juglans microcarpa x Juglans regia
Lineage: Eukaryota; Viridiplantae; Streptophyta; Magnoliopsida; Fagales; Juglandaceae
Product: fasciclin-like arabinogalactan protein 17
Exons: 3
Coding region: 211-1617 (468 amino acids)
Source: RefSeq, a predicted model, not a curated record
CUCUCUCUCUCUCUCUCUCUCUUCCCCCUUCUCCACCGUCUCUCUCUCUCUCUCUCUCUGCCUCUCUUUUCUCCUCUCCAAGCAAACCCACCCUCACUUUACUGAUGCAAAGCUAAAAUACUAGAGUCCAGACCCAGAAAGAGAGAUACAGAGAGUGUGAGUGUGAGCGAUAGAGAGACACAGUUUAAUUUGUUGUUCUAUUUGAGAGCCAUGGAUUCCCACAUCUAUGGUGUCUCCAAGCUCGUAUUUUUCUCCUCCUUCACCCUCUUCCUUCUUUCAAUUUCGGCAACCCAUGCCGCAUUGCCUCAAAUCCCAGUCUCUAAAUCCUCUUCUGGUAGCUCGGGCCAGAUAAAUUCCAACUCGGUCCUUGUGGCCCUCCUGGAUUCGCAUUACACCGAGCUCGCUGAACUCGUGGAGAAAGCCCUUCUUUUACAGACUCUCGAGGAAGCCGUGGGUAAAUAUAACAUCACCAUCUUUGCGCCGCGAAAUGAAGCUCUCGAGCGAGGACUCGACCCCGAAUUCAAGCGCUUCUUGCUUGAACCCGGGAACCUCAAGUCCCUCCAGACCCUCUUGAUGUUCCACAUUAUUCCCAGACGAAUCGGUUCCGACGAGUGGCCCCGCGAGUCUUCAGGUACGGUUCGGCACCCUAACCUCUGUAACGAUCAUGUACAUUUGAGUAGCCACGCUUCCGGCAAGAGAAUCAUCGACACCGCCGAGAUUGUUCGACCGGACGACGUCGUCCGCCCCGACGGCGUGAUCCACGGGAUCGAACAGCUGCUGAUUCCCCGAUCCGUGCAGGAGGACUUCAACCGGAGAAGGAAUCUGCGGUCGAUUUCCGCGGUCUUACCGGAGGGCGCACCAGAGGUGGACCCCAGGACCCACAGGUUGAAGAAACCAGUAGCACCGGUUCCGGCUGGAUCCCCACCGGUACUGCCUAUUUACGACGCACUGGCACCGGGCCCAUCCCUGGCUCCGGCCCCGGCGCCCGGACCCGGAGGACCCCAUGGUCACUUCAAUGGUAUGCGCCAGGUCAAGGACUUCAUCCACACCCUUUUGCAUUACGGUGGUUACAACGAGAUGGCAGAUAUUUUGGUUAAUCUAACUUCCCUAGCCACUGAAAUGGGAAGGUUGGUCUCCGAAGGAUACGUUUUGACCGUCUUGGCUCCUAACGACGAGGCCAUGGCGAAGCUGACGACGGACCAAUUGAGCGAGCCCGGUGCACCGGAGCAGAUAAUAUACUACCAUAUCAUACCCGAGUAUCAGACCGAGGAGAGUAUGUACAAUGCGGUGAGAAGGUUUGGAAAGGUCCGUUACGAUACUCUGAGGUUGCCGCACAAGGUUGUGGCUCAGGAGGCUGAUGGAUCCGUGAAAUUCGGGCAGGGAGAUGGAUCGGCAUAUCUGUUCGACCCCGAUAUUUACACGGACGGGAGAAUUUCUGUACAAGGGAUUGAUGGGGUUUUGUUCCCAGCGGAGGAGGAGGAGGAGGUAAAGACAGAGAAGAAAACAGCUCCAGUUGUCAAGGUCGUCACCAAGCCUAGAAGAGGGAAAUUGCUGGAAGUGGCAUGUAGAAUGCUUGGAGCUUUCGGUCAGAAUUCUCAUUUAUCUACAUGUCAAUGAAAAUGCACAAAACCUGUAAACACUUGAUAAAUGUUGUAGGAUGAAUUCCAUCUAAUACAAUGGAUGCAUAGUUAAUUGGAGGGAGCGUUUACGUUGCAGAAGAGAAAGGUCUCUGUUUUUUGGCUAUAAAUACCAUAAUCACGAUUUUUUUUCCCUCUUUGAUCCGCAGUCUCUGUAUAAUGCAUAAAACAACCUCCCAAGAUGUUGGAAUUUCAUGACUAAGCUGUGUUUUUUUAUUUUGGCCUGUUUGUGAAUCCAUUGCUCGUAAAUCACACUGAAACGUAAAUAUUCUUUACUGUCAUAUUAAGAUUGUGUAUGAAAUUGGACUAUCGUAUUGGUUUGGGA